AUGGCGAGUGAUUCAACUGAAGUAAUACUUCAUGUAGCCAUGUUCCCAUAUUUUGCAUUUGGUCACAUAAGUCCCUUCGUUCAACUUUCUAAUAAGCUUUCUCUUCAUGGAGUUAAAGUCUCUUUCUUCUCAUCUCCUGGUAACAUUUCACGCAUCAAAUCCACACUAAAGCUUAGUCCUAAUGCCCAAAUAAUCCCUCUUACAAUCCCACAUAUUGAAGGUCUCCCACCUGAUCUAGAAAGCACCUCCGAUAUGACACCUACCAUGGUCGAACUUCUUAAGCAAGCUUUAGACCUCAUGCAACCAAAAAUCAAGACGCUCUUAUCACAACUCAAACCCCAUUUUGUGUUCUUUGAUUUCGCGCAAAACUGGUUUCCAUAACUAGCUUCACAACUUGGCAUCAAAUCAAUUUUCUUCUCUGUUUUUACUUCCGUUUCAGGUGCUUACAUUAUGGUGCCUGAAAGGCGAAACGACCACACAAUUGAUGAUCUAUUGAAACCUCCCAAAGGAUUCCCGGUAACUUCAAUUACCUCUCUCAGAAAAUUUGAGGCUCAAGAUUUGGGAUACGUGUUCGUGAACUUCGACGGAAAUCCUUGUGUUUAUGACAGAGUCCUUGAUGGCCACCACAGCUGCGAUGUUAUUGUUAUGAAAACAUGCAAUGAACUGGAAGGUUCUUACGUCGAUUUCCUGAGAAGCCAGUUUCAAAAGUCUGUUCUUUUAACUGGUCCACUUGUCCCGGAGCCACCAUCUGGUGAGCUUGACGAGAGAUGGUCUAAGUGGCUUGGUCUGUUUCCCGCAAAGUCAGUGAUAUUUUGCUCUUUUGGCAGCGAAACAUUUCUCAAUGGUGACCAGAUAAAACAACUGGCUCUGGGCUUGGAACUGAGUGGUUUGCCAUUUCUUCUGGUCCUAAAUUUUCCUGCUAAUGUGGACUCCCAAACUGAGUUGGUUCGUGCUUUACCAGAAGGGUUCAUGGAUAGAGUGAAAGAGAGGGGUGUUGUGCACACAGGGUGGGUGCAACAGCAGCUCAUUUUAGCACAUAAUAGUGUGGGUUGUUAUAUUUGUCAUUCAGGAUUUAGUUCAGUGAUAGAAGCAAUAGUGAAUGAUUGCCAAUUGGUUCUUUUGCCUUUUAAAGGUGACCAGUUCUUCAACGCCAAGCUUAUAGCUGGGGACCUGAGGGCUGGGGUGGAGGUGAAUAGAAGAGAAGAUAACGGGCAUUUUGAUACGGAGGAUAUAUUAGAGGCUGUUAAAACUGUUAUGGUGGAUGUUGACAAGGAGCCAGGUAUGUGUAUUAGAGCAAAUCAUAAGAAAUGGAGAGACUUCUUUUCGAAUGAAGGGAUUCACAAUAAGUUUGUUGCGGAUUUGGUGAAGGAACUGAAAGUCGUUGCUUAAGUAAACAUGAAUGCAAUUGGCUCAAUAAUGUUGUUUGCGCUUUUGGUUGAAUAAAAGCUCUAUUUUUUCAAGUAAAUGUCACUUUUUCUUCGAGAA
Pistacia vera is the source of this 1485-nucleotide messenger RNA. RefSeq names its product anthocyanidin-3-O-glucoside rhamnosyltransferase-like. The transcript has a single exon. The record is from RefSeq and is a predicted model, not a curated record. Gene Ontology annotation, molecular function: UDP-glycosyltransferase activity. Lineage: Eukaryota; Viridiplantae; Streptophyta; Magnoliopsida; Sapindales; Anacardiaceae.